CUAAAAAGGAGAGACCUGCUCUGCCACACAUGAAACAAUCUUACUCUACCGAUUGGUCGUCAUCACCUACGGAUGUGGAGGAUUUUGUUCCCAAACCCUUGUCAGAAAGAGAAAUCAUAGCUCUGUUUGAAAAAAUGAUGGAGGAUAUGAAUUUAAAUGAAGACAAGAAGGCACCACUAAGAGAAAAGGAUUAUAAUACCAAAAAAGAAAUGGUGAUGCAAUAUAUUAGCACUGCUUCAAAGUCUGGAAGCCUCAAGAAUAGUCAGAAGAUUUCACCCCAAGAGUUUAUUCAGGAAUUAAAAUCUGGAUCAACAGAUGAAAGACUGGUCGCUUGCUUAGAAUCUCUUCGUGUGUCCUUGACUAGUAAUCCUGUCAGCUGGGUUGAAAACUUUGGCCGGGAAGGUCUGGGGCUGUUGUUGGAUGUUUUGGAAAGACUAGUUGAGGCAAAACACCAGGACAAAAUUGUGAAGAGGAGUCAGCAUAAAGUUAUACAGUGUUUGAGAGCCUUCAUGAAUAAUAAGUAUGGAUUGGAAAGAAUUCUGGGAGAAGAGAGGAGUCUUUUGUUGCUGACCAAAGCGAUUGAUCCCAGGCAAACAAACAUGAUGACGGAUAUAGUUAAACUCCUGUCUGCAAUAUGCAUUGUUGGAGAAGAAAGCACCCUUGAAAAAAUUUUGGAAGCUGUAACAGCAGCAGCAGAGGAAAGGAAUGUUGAUCGAUUCUCUCCUAUUGUUGAAGGUCUUCAGGAUAACUCAGUUCAGCUGCAAGUAGCUUGUAUGCAGCUCAUCAAUGCUCUUGUUACAUCUCCUGAUGAUUUGGAUUUUAGGCUUCACAUCAGAAACGAGUUUAUGCGCAGUGGAUUGAAAGAGAUAUUGCCACAAUUGAAGUGCAUAAAGAAUGAAGCUCUGGAUAUUCAGCUGAAAGUGUUCAAUGAGCAUAAGGAAGAAGACAUGAUUGAGUUCUCUCAUCGCUUAGAAGAUAUUAGAUCUGAACUAGAUGAAGUAAAUGAUGUUUACAACAUGGUAUGGAAUACAGUUAAGGACACUAGUGCUGAAGGAUAUUUUCUUUCUAUUCUCCAACAUCUUUUGCUGAUAAGAAAUGAUUAUUUUAUACGUCCGCAGUAUUUCAAAUUAAUUGAAGAGUGCGUGUCCCAGAUAGUGUUGCAUCGAAGUGGAACAGACCCAGAUUUCACAUAUCGUAAAAGAUUAGAUAUAAAUUUCAGUCACUUAGUAGAUAUUUGUGUGGAUAAAGCAAGAUUAGAAGAAUGUGAAGAGCGGGCUUCAGAACUUUCCAGAAAAUUUGAAAAAGAUUUUAUAGUUCAUCAGGAGACCCAGGCCUUACUGCAAAAGAAAGAAGAACGGAUCAGUGAACUUGAAGCAGAAUUACAGGCUUUUAAAUCACAGUAUGGCUCCUUGCCACCUGGACUUCUGCCAUCAACACGUGGAGAUGCAUCUGUCACUCCACUAGAAGUUGCAGGACCACAUCAGUUGCCUCUGCCUCCUCCACCACUGCCUUCUAAUGGAGCAAUCCCACCACCACCACCGCCUCCUCCCCCUCCUCUUCCACCAUCUUUAAAUGGCUUGGGAAUUCCUCCAGCUUUUGGUGCUCCUCCUCCACCACCACUUCCACCAGGCCUGCCUGGAGCACAGCGGUCUCCACCUCCACAUGCUUUGCCAUUUGGACUGAAGCCUAAAAAAGAGUUCAGGCCUGAGGUUACCAUGAAAAGACUCAACUGGUCCAAGAUCAGGCCACAAGAAAUGACAGAAUCCUGUUUUUGGGUCAAGGCAGAAGAGGACAAAUACGAGAACGCUGACAUGCUUUGCAAAUUGGAACUUACUUUUUGUUGUCAAAAGAAGGUAAAAAAAGAAGAGGAAGAUUUUGAAGAAAAGAAAUCCAUUAAGAAACGAAUCAAAGAAUUGAAAGUUUUGGACCCGAAGAUCGCACAGAAUCUGUCAAUUUUCCUUGGCUCUUUCCGAAUGCCUUAUGAGGAGAUCAAAACAAUGAUAUUAGAAGUAGAUGAAACACAGCUGGCAGAAUCCAUGGUUCAGAAUUUAAUAAAACAUCUUCCUGAACAAGAACAACUGAAUGCAUUGUCCAAGUUCAAGAGCGAGUAUAACAAUUUAUCUGAGCCAGAGCAGUUUGGAGUUGUGAUGAGCAAUGUGAAGAGACUACGGCCACGGCUCAGUGCUAUUCUUUUUAAGCUUCAGUUUGAGGAGCAGGUGAACAACAUCAAACCUGACAUCAUGGCUGUCAGUGCUGCCUGUGAAGAGAUAAAGAAGAGUAAAAGCUUCAGCAAGCUGCUGGAACUAGUAUUGUUAAUGGGAAACUACAUGAAUGCAGGUUCUCGGAAUGCACAGACCUUUGGAUACAACCUCAGCUCCCUGUGUAAACUGAAAGACACAAAGUCAGCAGAUCAAAAAACAACGUUGCUCCAUUUUCUUGUAGAAGUAUGUGAAGAAAGGUAUCAGGAUGUCCUAAAUUUUGUUGAGGAUUUUCGGCAUUUAGAUAAAGCUAGUAAAGUCUCAGCAGAAAACCUGGAGAAGAGCCUGAAGCAUAUGGAAAGGCAACUCCAACAGCUUGAGAAAGAUUUACAGACUUUUCCAGUUCCUGAAGAUAAGCACGAUAAGUUCGUGGCAAAAAUGUCUAGCUUUAUUGUUCAUGCCAGAGAAGAUUUUCAGAAACUUUCCCGGAUGCAUGAGAACAUGGAAAAGUUGUAUCAGAACGUGAUGGGAUAUUAUGCUAUUGAUCUGAAGAAAGUUUCGGUGGAGGAGUUUUUAACCGACUUGAACAACUUCAGGACGAUGUUCAUGCAAGCUGUAAAGGAGAAUAUGAGAAGAAGGGAAGCAGAAGAAAAACAGAGGCGUGCUAGAAUAGCCAAGGAGAAAGCAGAGAAAGAAAAAUUAGAGAGGCAACAAAAGAAAAAGCGCUUGUUAGAAAUGAAAACAGAAGGUGAGGAGACUGGAGUGAUGGAUAGUCUGUUGGAGGCCUUGCAGUCAGGUGCUGCUUUUCGAGACCGAAGGAAAAAGACACCAAGAUCUAAAGAUAUACCACAAAAUCUCAGUCCAACCACUCAGAGGCCUGUGCUGAAAGCCUGUAACCAUGAGAACCAGAAAGCACAACUAGAGAAGUCAUGUUCACACCACAGUAUCAGCUUAAAGUUGACGAGAAGCCCAGUCACCAAAGAGAUUUCCUAUGACAUGGAAACAAAUUCUUCUACAGCAUGGAGCAAGGCUGCUGGGAGAAAGGAAGCCUGUAAUGGAGAAGGCAACAAAGAAAAGAAAACAGAGCGUAUUGGGUCUCCUUCUAAAGGAGAAGCCAUUCCAGAAGUAGAAGCUCUCCUGGCAAGACUGCGAGCGCUCUAGGAUAAUCAUAUGAAGGAUUAAAUCAAAACACACUAUAGUAGCUUACAUCUUUUAAAUAUACACUAACUUUCAAUUACUGACAUUACAUACUUUUGAGUUCUCAAUAUGUGAAUACUCCACUCCUAAACUGUACAAAGUGGUACUAUAGUAUUGCUUAACUGUAAGCAGAUUGUUAUGUAUUUUUAUCUAUCGAGCAUGUGAAAAAUAUUAGAAGAAACAGAUACUAAAUUAUUCCAAGGCACAAUCAUUUUAGUGGACACACUGCUGACCACAGUGUUUUGAGAGCUUCUCAAAAUAGAAGUAAAAUACCUUCUAAAUAUUGUUAAAUCAUCAUGCUGGGGAAUCAGGGUCAAUAAAUAACAGGAAAAGUAUUCUUAUAUUUUGUACUACAGUUUUUAUGCUUAAGUGAUUUUAGCACCUAAGAAGUAUUAUUAUAGCAUUCUUUGCAAUUGUAAUGAUGGGAAAUGUGCAUCAUCUCAAUUUCUCAGCCAUGUUCCAGUUUGAGGUCACUGAAGAGCACCAAAGCUUUCUGAAUUAUAUAUGCAUUUACAAAAUGGAAAUCCAUGGACAGUAAACAAGAAAUCUAUGCAAAGAAUAUACUUUAGAUAUGAUUAAUAUAUCACUGCUGUUAAGCUUAGUUAUGAUGAUUAUUUCAAAAUAAUAUAUACAGUUUCUGUGAAUGCAAUGCUUUGCUGUUGUGUCCAUAGCAGGAGAAAAAUCUUUCUUCAAAUUAUUUACCAAUAUAAUCUUUUAACUUUUCACAUAUGAGUUAAUAUGUUUUUGUAAAAGGAACAUAUAAUGGAAAAGAUUUUUACAAUUGGGUUUUCACAACCUCAUUUUCCAGUAGCCUAUAAAGUCAUUUGCUGGCACAAUAGGAAUCUUGCACAUAAUUGCAUCUCUUUUAUCGCAUUGUCAUUGUACAUUGUUACAUGUUGGCUAUCGUAUUUAUUAAUUGCACAUCAUAAGGAAUUUCUACCUAUGUUAUCAAGUAGGAAGCUACUAUUAGUAUCUUUGCUCCAUUAUUUAAAGCUUCCUUAUAAUAAAAGUGUAUUAGUUAUCUAAUAUCUUUCUUCCAAAUUACUCUAUUUUUCUUUACAAAAUCCUGAAAAAUAUGUCUUUCAAUAAGAGGCAGUUACAUGAAACCAGUGUUUCAAUGCUUCAGUGCUUUUUAUAUCCUUGUUUAAGUUGCCUUCUUACUUCCUGCACUAAACAUUAAUAAAGUUAAUUAGAACUCUGAAACUAGGCCUGUUUAUAAACACUGCAUGGGGUGUUUUUCAGCCAUCAUGGGAGUCAGUCUCAUGUUUCUGGGUUUGUUGUAACUCUCUAAUUACACUUCCACUUUGGCUUUAAAAAAUACAAGCUAUAAACAGAAAUUAGAUAUGUAAAGAUGCAGAGAAAUCCAGUCAGACGGUCAUCUCUUCAGCCCUACUUACAAGCAAUGGGCAAAGCUGUCAUAUCAGGCUGCCUCUGGUAGCUUGAAAUAGCAUAGAAUUGGGAAUUUAAUGCAUCUUUAAUGGAUGAGUAGCAAGUGCUGGUCCGCAUAAUGUAGUAGAGUAUGAGUCACAAUGGAACUGACAAUUUCCUGUACAAUUACUACAGUAAAUUGUAUGCAAUAAUUGUAUGUAAUACGAUUAUUAAAGUUCCACUAAGCUCUUUUCCACCACAA
Messenger RNA from Struthio camelus australis, 5025 nucleotides. Lineage: Eukaryota; Metazoa; Chordata; Aves; Struthioniformes; Struthionidae. The record is from RefSeq and is a predicted model, not a curated record.